AUGGAAGACGUUUGGGGUCGUGGCGUUAAACGCCACGCAGAGGACAGCGACAACGGGGCCAGUGGCCCCAAAAGACGUGCUGGAGCUCAGCCGUCCAAGGAAAUCAGCGGCAAUACCGUCCCCUUGCCCGCCCCUAUGCGCCUCCCAAAUGAGACGCUCCUUCACAUUGCCGGCUACCUCGAAGAGCCCGAUCUCUGGGCGCUCUCCCUUGUCAACCGCCGCUUCGCUGUCGUGGCCACGGGACUGCUGCGAAAGCAGCUCUACAACGACCGCCGGAGAUGCAUGGAAGUCCUUCUGUGGGCUGUCGAGGUCGGCAACAACAAGCUGCUGCGAGAGUUGCUUGAGCGCGGCGUGAACCCAAACUUCUACUUCCGGUCAGCCAUCCUCAGGUCCCGCUUGUUGGAUGUCAUUGCCGCACAGGGACGACGCGGAACCCCAAACCCUCACAAGGACCGCGCGCUGGCCGCUGAGCUAUACCGGGAGCACUACUGUCGUGACCUCCGCGAGCGGAAGCACGUGCUUUGGCUCCGCUGUGCCGCCGCACGCGAGACUCCGAUGGAGCAAGAUCUGGACUGGAACCUCCUUCAUGCCCACAUCGUUGAGCGACCGCAUUUACCCAAAGACUUCGGCGUUGUGGGGUUUUCCGGACUCAGCAAUAUCCGGAUGUACUGGGCUUGGACACCUCUUCAUGUUGCUGUCCAGCGAGGGGACAAUGAUGCAGUUCGCCUCCUUCUCCAUCACGGCUCGGACAUCAAUGCCCAGUGCUGGGGCUUAUGCGACUGUGCCGCCCUGAGCCUCGACAGCGUGGACACUACCGCUGAUUCCGUCGUACCACAUCGCUUCCGGUCAACCUGGACACCAUUGCACGUGGCGAUAUGCUCUGGUCACGAAGAGACGGCAAAGCUCCUCCUUGACCACGGUGCGUGGAAGUUGACGGGCGGGCUUGUUCACCAAGUGCCCACUGUGCACCGGAAGGUUCGGCUUAAUAUGACAGCGCUCCACACCGCGAUUUCUGUCGGCAACGCUCAGAUGUGCAAGAUGCUUCUCCGGGAGCUUCCCUUGGAGGCGUGGUAUGACCGGAGAGUCCGUGGAUACCAGUGUCCUUUGCUUGUUGCCGCAGCCGAAGGCCACAUCCAGACUGUUGGCAAAGUGCUGUUAGAAAGCGGAGCCAGAUUGGUUUCCGAUGCUUACCCCUUAGAAGAGCAAGAGGGUGUGGUCAUCCGGGAUCCACUGAGUUUCCUUUGUUUGCAGUACAGGUACGACGACGCGAGAUGGCUUAUCGAGUUUUACCAAGCUUCCAACUGCUAUCCCGUUGGUGAUCCCGCGCACCAUUUCACCAGGAGCCUCGCGGUUCUAUGCGGCCUGCACCCGCGCAAAGUCUAUCACAAGCUCUCCCUCCGCGAAAGACAAGAUCACCUGUACCGCCUGAACUUGUCCGACCUGAGCUGGCCGGCACAGAAACCCGGCACACCGGAAGAGAUCGAGGCUAGCAAGCCUGAAAGAGUGCUACUCGCUCAAACACUCCUGUCACUGGGUGCGGAUCCGGACCAUCAAGAGGACGAGCGCAGGUCGUGGAUGCAGCUGUGGACUUUGAGUGGGACGCAAGACUGGGGAUGCGUUGAUAUCGGCCGGAGCCCACUCCAGAUUGCCGCAAGCUAUGGGUUUGCUGAGAUGGUCAAACUUCUCAUCUCCCAUGGGGCAAAGUUUGAUAUGCCCCCCAACUGGCGGCGCGUUCCCUCGGAGCUACCCUUGAUGUUGGCUGCCAAACAGGCUCUUACUACAACCGGCAACCUUGAGACUGUCAGGGCGCUCCUAGACGCCGGAGCCUCUCUGGAGAAUCCCGGCGACGAAUCCAUCCUGAUUUAUCUCUACAAGCUCCGGCCGCGCCCCAAUAUUCUGACCUCUUCAGAUCACGAUUGGCCUAGCUGGCGCAAGUGGCUCUCCAUCGUGGAGCUAUUCUUACAGCAUGGCGCGGCCCAUCAUGCGAGCCCCGACAAAUGGAAGAAGGUCCUGCUGCAGGCUUGCGAACCUGGCAACCUGCCGUACUGCGAGAUGCUCGAGAAGGCGCGGCCCCUGAGCGACUUCGACUCCGAAACCCUUUCUGCCAUGCUGGGCCUGAUCGUCAGACGUUGCUGGUUAUUCCCGCCUCCGGGGCUUACCCACCAGGGACCCCCGGGAUUCACCCAGGACACUGAGAUGGUCGGCUGGGUGCUCCGUCACUGUGUGGACGGCGAAGGUCGAAUGAUUAUCCCGCGUCAGGUGGUGAGCGAUCUGCAGCAGGAGGCCUACAGUCGCCAUAUGCACCGAAUCGUUGAGCGGUUGCGCGAGUUCCUCGCUCGCGGGGAGACGACCGAGCCCGAGACGCCGUCUUCGUCUCGGCCUUCGAUGGAGAAUUCUUGA
Messenger RNA from Thermothielavioides terrestris NRRL 8126, 2400 nucleotides. RefSeq lists its product as uncharacterized. Gene Ontology annotation, molecular function: protein binding. NCBI's taxonomy places the organism in Eukaryota, Fungi, Ascomycota, Sordariomycetes, Sordariales, Chaetomiaceae. The transcript is spliced from 2 exons. Bases 1 to 2400 code for a protein of 799 amino acids. Gene Ontology annotation, cellular component: cytoplasm. The record is from RefSeq and is a predicted model, not a curated record.